UUCUCUCAAUUUAACAUUCACCAGAGAGAUAGAGAGAGAGAUAGAGAAGACUGAUAAACAGAGAAGAUGGCUUGCAGAGUGCAGAAAAGGAUAUCACUGCGCAGAAAACUUCAUAUUCUGCGAGUCCUUACCAACUCAUAUUCUGCCAAGAGAACCUCCAUUGCCAAUACCACCAUUCUGCGCUUGUACAAGCUAAAGCUCGCCUUGGAAACUCUCAAAAGACAUUAUGAAAACCUGCUAGCCGCAAGAGAAGACCACAUUAACCUAUUGAACCAUGUCAAAGAGAACAAGGAUGUGAAAAUAGAGAAGGUAAGAGCAGGAACUUUUAUGGUGAAGGUCACCUGUGAGAAGGGGAGUAACAAGCUAGUGGGUAUUUUAGAGGCAUUUGAUGAGAUGUGUGUGAAUGUUCAGCAAGCCAAAGUUUCAUGCGAAAAUGGUUUUUCUUUGGAAGCCAUUGUUGUGGCUGAGGACCAGAGCCUUGAUGUAAGGCAUGUCACUGAAGCUCUUCUGAAAGCUAUUGGAAAGCAAAGUGGUGAGAAGUCGCAGAAGUUUGACAAAAAGCUGUGAUCUUUUACUUUUUUCAAUCACUUUAGUCUGCUCAACAUCUUGUGUAUCUCAAACUAGUUAAUACCAAUUUCACUUUCAUCUUUAUAUAUAAACCAAUUUCUCAAAGUUUUCUUCUUGUUUUC
Vigna radiata var. radiata (mung bean) is the source of this 689-nucleotide messenger RNA. RefSeq lists its product as uncharacterized. Gene Ontology annotation, biological process: regulation of DNA-templated transcription. NCBI's taxonomy places the organism in Eukaryota, Viridiplantae, Streptophyta, Magnoliopsida, Fabales, Fabaceae. Gene Ontology annotation, molecular function: DNA-binding transcription factor activity; sequence-specific DNA binding. Bases 67 to 567 code for a protein of 166 amino acids. The record is from RefSeq and is a predicted model, not a curated record. The transcript is spliced from 3 exons. Gene Ontology annotation, cellular component: nucleus.